Plasmodium knowlesi strain H is the source of this 1698-nucleotide messenger RNA. Its product is annotated as conserved Plasmodium protein, unknown function. The transcript has a single exon. The record is from RefSeq and is a predicted model, not a curated record. Bases 1 to 1698 code for a protein of 565 amino acids. Lineage: Eukaryota; Apicomplexa; Aconoidasida; Haemosporida; Plasmodiidae.
AUGAACAAAACAAAUAGGGAUUUGGAAGAGGAAAAUUUAUGGGAUGAUCACGAUGUGAACUUACACAAAGGCAAUACGAGCCGCAACACGUAUAGCAACAAUAGUGGCAGUAAUGGGAAGAAAACGAAGAAGAAUGGGAGGUCCAAUUUCAUGGCCAAUGAAUACAAAGACACCUUCCACCUGAAGGACCUUCCCAGGAGUAACAAUAAAGUGAAUAUAUAUUAUGGCAAUGAGGAAGAUAUCAUUGACUGCGCCAUCAACGAAGACGAUGACAUUUUUGGGAGUGGAGGAAACACUUCUCUGAAUAAGAAUUUAACAACGGUUAAUUUGAGUGAAAUGAAAAGGGGAGGAGGCCCCCCCCAAGGUAUAAGCAAUUCAAAUGGAAUCACCAAUUCUGAUGGCAGUGUCAGUGUAGCGGCAUAUUACGGAUAUAACCUGAACAACAACACGGGUAACCCCCCUAACUUUUCGACUGGCCAGGGUGUAACUAAUCAAAUAAUAAUCGACGCGAAUGAUAGCGGAAAUCGAAGAUACCACAGCAAUAAUAAGGACAUGUACCACCAGAGGGCCCCCCUCGAACAAAAAUUCAAUGCCGGAGAUGUGCACGAUAUGAACUUCAGAAACGCCCCGAGCGGGAAAAUGAACAUAUUUAAUCUAAGCGACAACGAAAAUAACGACGACUGGGGGGUUGAAACAGCAUCGAGAAGCAGCCCUGAGGGCGGAGAAAACAAUUCGUUCGACCUGUUUCCUUUUUUUAAAGGUCUAAACCAAAUCAGAACAAAGCUGUUGUGUUACUACGACGUGGACAGCGAUGUGAUAAUAUACAGAUGCAUGUGUGCUCUUCUGCCUUACCUGAACGUGGACAAGUCGUACGAUUCCAUGGACAGCUUGGAUGACCUUGAAAAGCACGCGUGUCAACCGAGAAGCCGACGCAGCAACAAGGACAAGCGCAAUGUAAAAAGUGGCGACAAAAAUUAUGGCAGUAGUCACGAUGUUGCCAGUGCAGAUGAAAACGAAGUAGACGACGAGAACGCGCACAUAAGAAAAAUAAGCAACGUGAAUGACGCCUUCGAUUACUAUGACAACAAACUGAGCAUAGAAAGAAACCCAGACCUGUAUGGAUUUGUAUGGGUGAAUAUCUUCAUUUCCUUCACCAUUUUUUUUCUUUUUAAUUGGAAAAACAUAUUUUUUGGUGAUUCCUCCGGUAUCGACUUUACACCCGAAGAUGACAUCACCUGGAGUAGCGAAGAAAUAAACAACCAAGCAUACAUCACCCAGAAUAAAUUAAACAUUCUCUACACCACUUUAAUUUUUUUAUACCUUUUCAAUACGUUCACUCCUUUAUCAAUAUACAUGACAAAUUUCAUUGUCACAAAAAGAACGUUCCCAAUCAGGUUAUCCUUUCUCAUUUCAUUAAUGAGUUAUAAUAAUAUAAUUUUAUUCCCUCUCAUAUUGUUUUACAAAUUUACCUUGAUAAAAACAAGUCUGUCAUUCAUUCUCUUCUUUUGUAGUUCCUUCCGUUUUUUUAUUUUUGCCCACUAUAUGCUGUCUUCCUUAUUUUACAUACACAAAUAUACCAUCCGCACUUUUCGCAAUAAUUUUUCUGAUAACAUCAUUUAUGCCUACUAUGGAAUUUUUUCCCUGUCCUACCUUCUGUUAUACCUUCUGUUGAGGAACUACAUAUUCAGUUAUUUGUGA